ACAUUAUCUUUCAAGAAAUUAUAAAAUAUUUCAUUCAGGUGGUUUUUUAUCCAACGGCCAAGUAUGUAAUAAUAUUAUCAUAGUGAAAAUGUCAUAACAUCAUCGAGUGUAAUACUGAAUGCUGAUGUAUUAAUUCAUAUAAAUAUAUCUUUCAUAGUUAAAUUCGGCCAUUUUAUACUUUACAAUUGAACUAAUAGGUACAAUAUAAAUUGAAAUAGUCAUUUUUUAACAAUGUCAAUUGGUUAUAAGCUGGUUGUUGUAGGUUUUAUUUUAUAUUUUAAUGGUAUUAGCUGUACACCUUUGUCUGAAGUCAAUCGUAUUAUACACCUAGUGAAUAGCAUUCCGAAACACUCAUGGAAGGCUGGAAUAAAUUUCAAUCCAAGUUUUUUGACUAAUGUUUCACGUCUCAUGGGAGUUCUACCAAGGAAUAAACUAAGUGAAAAGGACACUUUACUUACAUACGAUUCACCCGUCGGUUCUGAACCUCUGCCGGAGAGUUACGAUGUUACACAAACAUGGUCUGAAUGUAAAUCGGUUGUUUCAAUCAGAGACCAAUCAAAUUGCGGAUCUUGUUGGGCCCUAUCAACCGCUUCUGCAUUUAGUGACCGUCUAUGUAUCGCCUCAAACAUGGAUUUUAAUAAAGUCUUAUCUGGCGAGUAUAUAAAUUCGUGUUGCAAUGGUAAAUGUGGUGACGGAUGUAACGGUGGGCAUCCAGAAAAAGCAUGGAAGUAUAUAAAAAAAAAUGGACUGUGCACUGGAGGUGAAUACAAUUCUAAUGAGGGAUGCCAGCCAUAUAGUAUAUUUCCUUGUCCAAGAAAUUCGAAUUCUUGCUCAAAGGAAAAUGAAGAUACUCCCCAAUGUUAUAAAAAUCAGUGUACCAAUUCCAUCUAUGAGAUUCCAUUAUCAUCAGAUCUGUAUUAUGCUACUAAAGUGUAUUCUGUUAAACCAAAACCGGAAAUAAUUAUGAAUGAUAUAUAUAAAAACGGACCUGUUGUUGCCGCAAUGAAAGUCUAUGAAGAUUUCGUACAGUAUAAAGGAGGAAUAUAUCAGUAUACGGCCGGUGCAUCAAAAGGCGAUCACGCUGUUAAAAUAAUGGGAUGGGGUCAAGACGACGGAAUAGAUUACUGGCUAUGCGCUAAUACAUGGGGUACUUCUUGGGGCAUGAGAGGAAUGUUUAAAAUCCGAAGAGGCAGAAAUGAAUGCGGAAUUGAAAACCGUAUAACUGGCGGAUUACCGAAAGUGUAAAAACGAAAUAAGAUGAUUGAAUGAUUGAUAAAUAACUACAUAUCGCUAAUAACGUUUUUUAAGCAUCUUGCCAGUUACCACACAUACAUCACAUAACAUAAAAUCAUCAGGGCGUUUUCGGGCAGGAAUUUUGAAGAUUGACAUUUCAAUAGCUAGCCCUCCACCCAAAUAGGGGCCAAAAAUAAUUAUUAAUUAUCAAUUAUAAACAAAUAGUUAACAAUAAAAAAAUAAUUAUUUAAAUACAAUUUAAAAUUUGGAUCGAUAAUAAUUAGUUGUAGCUUUAACGAACUGUAUAAUGAUACUAUUAUUUUCCUUGAAUGACGAAAUAAUUAUGGUGUUAAAAUAUUUUUCGACGGAAUUAACGUAUUUUUCAGGUCAAAAAUACGUACUGGUGGAAUUUUACAUGUUAUAAAUCUAACUCUAAAAUCAACUAUAUCUGGAAAUCGGUGGAAUUUACAAACGCCAGUUCACCUAUACAUUAUAAUGGGUAUAUAUAUAUAUAUACCUACUGUAAAUAAUGUAUACCUACUUAUAAGUCCUUUAUCAACUAGAUCUUGAUGCCGAUAUUUAUUGUGGCUUAUAGCUUGAUUAUUAGCACUUAGAUAAGAAAAAUACCUACAAAAUCAUCACCCCAAUCGGUGUCUAUUUACCUUAAAAUCGAUAUCCAAAUACUGUUUCCCAAUAUUUAACGUUUAAAUAGUUCUAUACCAUUCAAUUUUUUUAUAACAUACAUUUUUGUGAGAAAUAUAUCACAAAUCCAUUUUCAAAUACAAAUUAAAUUUAACGCUACAAGUAAAAAAUAAAUAUGAUUAAUAGAAAUCUUAUUAAAACUUAAAAGCUAAAUCGUUUUAAGUAUAUUUAUUUCAAGUAUAGACAAAUAUAACAUGUUGUACUUAACAUAAAAAUGUUUACAAAACUACAAAAUCAAGCUAUAAUAGUAAUAAAUAAUGAUAUUUAUUUUAAGUGAGUUAAAUAUUGCUAUAGUCAUUUAAAAUUUAAAUUUAAACAAAGUAUAGUUUUUUUUAAAAAAAUAUUGAAAUAGUAAUUACCUAUUCUAUCGGCAAUCAUUUCAAUCUAGAGACGUUUGAAACUGAUUUGCAAGUACCAAAUAUUGAACUUCUGUUAUAAAAACAGUAUAAUAAAGUAAAACCACUUUUAAAUAACAUAAAUACCUAUUAUGUUUGGUUUCUAUUAUAAUUAAAACCUUAAGAUACUCAUAAUUUUUAUACAAAUGUUAAGUAGGUAGGUAAGAACCUCCUGCUACUCGCGUCAGGUUGUAAUAACGUAAGGAAUAUAAUUGUAGAGUAGGUACUGAUAAAUGACAUUACCAAUUUUAAUCGAAAUGCUUUUACACGCUUAACAACAGUAAUUAAAACACGUUAAAUAUUUUACCACACAUAAUAUGAACCACCUUACUGUUAAAUAUUAUAAAAAAUUAAAAAUAUAUAAUUAUAAUAUCAACAAUAGGUAGGUAGGCCGAAGGCGUAAUUUUAAUUUAACGCUACAAAGUUUAUGUAGUUAUACUUGUUCACUUAUAAUAUCUCUACGAUGCGUCAUGCGUGUAUUCUCUUCCCAAUCCUAAUUCCUAGUUAUCCUGUAUUUAUAUAUAUACAUAGGUACUUAUAAUAUUUAGCCAUCUAACUUUUUUAUUUUUAAUAUUUUUUACAAUUUGCAGUAGGUACAUAGGUACUUACAAUUGUAUUAAAUAAUAUGUAACUGAGUAAGUGCGACUGCAUUCAAAAACAAUUUAAAUCAAAAAAUUAAAAUUAUAUUCUUGUUAUAUUUAAUUAAUGUUAAUAUUAAUAUUAUGCUACUGGCUACUUAAAAAUAAAAAUGUCAUAUUUUUUCAUUAUUGAAUCACUAGGAUUGUAAAAUACACAUUAUUGAUGAUAGAUCAUUGUCGAUUUUAUUUAAAAUGGGCGUACAAUUGAAAAUAUUUUGAUCCAGUAAUUUAUUUAAAAACAGUGUUUUUAUUAUAAACGUGAGUAUUUUAGACAGUGAAAGACUUAAUAUAGGUACUUAAUAUUUACCUACUACGGUAAAUAUUACUCCUUAAAGAUUCGACUAUGUCAAGAUACAAGACAUCAUUUUGUGUAAAAUGUGGUCAAAAAACUGGAUGGAUUAUUCCAGUGAAUUUGAGAAUGACAAGAAAUAGAACUCCUGUAUUACGUGGGAAAUGUUGCAAGUGCAGAUGUAAUAAAUCUACAUUUGUUUCUUUAUGUUAUUAUAAAAUGCAAAUGCGAAAGUGCAAGCGAUCUGGAUCACGUUGUCGCAGGUAAUAUAAUUAAACACAAGAUGAAGAUACAUAUUGUACAUUUGUGUAUGAAAACUAUUUGAUGCAUAAGUAAAAAUAUUGAUUUUUAAUAAAUAAAUAUCAAAAAAAUAAAAAAAA
Molecule: messenger RNA, 3637 nt
Organism: Aphis gossypii (cotton aphid)
Lineage: Eukaryota; Metazoa; Arthropoda; Insecta; Hemiptera; Aphididae
Product: cathepsin B-like cysteine proteinase 4
Exons: 7
Coding region: 232-1245 (337 amino acids)
Cellular component (GO): lysosome
Molecular function (GO): cysteine-type endopeptidase activity
Source: RefSeq, a predicted model, not a curated record